UUUGGAGUCACCAAGACUCAGAAGUGAAAACAGCAGCGAGCUCACAUCUCUCCAACUGUUUUUUUUUCUCCUAUCAUUUCGGCUGCGGCUCCUUUAUGAUUCGUACAUUCAUGUAAAUACAUCAUUUUUUUUUUCUUUAUUUCUUUAUUAAUAACAAAGAAGAAGGAAGAAGAUGGAACUUAACUCUCUGUUAAUUCUGCUGGAGGCGGCAGAAUACUUGGAGAGGAGAGACAGAGAGGCAGAACACGGCUAUGCGUCUGUCUUACCGUUCAGCAGCGACUUUUCCCGAAAGAAAACGAAAACCUCGCCAAUUUCCAGAAAAAAUCAGAACAAUAGAUCGUCACACAACGAGCUGGAGAAACACAGACGUGCCAAACUACGGCUGUACUUGGAGCAGUUGAAGAAGCUGGUGCCUUUGGGUCCAGACAGCACGAGACACACCACACUGAGCUUGCUGAAAAGGGCCAGGAUGCACAUCAAGAAGCUGGAGGAGCAGGACAAGAAGGCUCUGAAUGUGAAGGAGCAGCUGCAGAGAGAGCACCGCUACCUCAAACGCCGCCUGGAGCAGCUCUCCGUGUCAGGAUCUGUGGAGCGCAUCCGCACUGACAGCAUGGGCUCCACCAUCUCCACCGACUCCGAGCAAGAGGUGGACAUCGAGGGCAUGGAGUUCACCCCCGGCGAGGCGGACAGUUUGGAUAGUAUUAGCGACGUCGAGGAAGAGGACCACUACAGCCUCCAGAGCAGCUCCAGCGACACCAGCUACACAGCCACACAUUCCCACAGACUGCAGCCGCACCACUGUUAGACACAGCGUGACCAUCCAACUCCCAGCCAGCUUCCUCACCUGUGCGUCCCUCCUCUCACCUCGCCUUCCCCCGACCAUUUGCCAUCGCCGCCCACUACCUACGUCAGACCAGUCCACAACGGCGGCACACCCUGAACCAGUUCCUCCUUUCCUGGCCCUGGGUUUCCAGGAAGCACAUGGGGCUAAAAAGCCACUCAAUCCUUCCUGACCCCCACCCUGACCACUGACCCUACCUCACCCUACUGUAUCCUGCCUGACCCUCCUCACACGCCCUGUCCUCCCACUGCCCUCACAACCCCUACCUAGUGUUGCAACAGGCUCAGACAGAGCAGAGCAGAGUUUGUGGUUUUUAUCGGGGUCUUGUGUGGUGCGUUUGUCAGCUUUGACUUGUUGAUCAGGAUUUUUGUUUUGUGUGUUUGUCUGUGUAAAAAAGCUAAGAGACGUCAGAAACAAAAUCUAAGUUUCACAUCAUCUUCCCUUGGCAAUCAUACACAGACAAGGCUUUGCACUAAGUUUGUGAUGUUACUGCCAAAGCACUUCUGUUUGUUCUGCAAUAUAUGCAACAUUGGGACCUCCAAAGCUAUUUUAAUUACAAAGUAUCUUCCUUUUACACAAUUAGAUUUACAGGAGUCGCUUUUGCAGAUUUCCUGCUUGUUUAUUGAAACAUUCGACAGCUGAAAAAUUUGUCAAAGCUUAAAAAAACAGUUGGACGUUUUGAGAAACUUGCUUAUUUAUUUUUUUAGUGAGAAUCAGACUCAGUUAGCGUAGCUUAGCAUAUAGACUGGACACGAGUGAACACAGAUAAACCUGUAAAAAGCUAAAUACCUGUGACCAGCACCUGUAAAACUCAUUAGCAAAUCAUAUGUUGUUUGUUUUAUACUGAUAAGAACUCCAGUGUAAAAUCUGAGAAGUUGCUGUGGGUCAUGUGGAAAGUCCUGGUCAUAAAACAGUCAGGCACAUGAUCCGGACUUAGAAGUAGUCAGACACAUGACACUGCAGAAAAACUGAAACUAACAUUUUUAUAUUUAGCUUGCACAGACGUUAAAACUUUAAAAGCAUUAGAGGUGCAUGAAGGUGGGUUUCUUUAGCUGUGGACACAGCCAGGUUAGAUGUUUCUAGUCUUUGCUAAGCUAAGAUAAACUGUGUAGAUUCCUAUUCACCACACAGGCUUGGGAACUGCAUCUAAUUCUUACCAAGAAAGCAAAUAAGUGUGUUUCCCAAACUGUGGAAUUAUUCCUCUGUGUGCUGUCAAUGCUGUUGCAGUGCUUCUGCAACAGCGUCACCAAAAAUAGGACUUUUUCCAACAGCUACUUUUGUACACGAUUAACAUCCUCAUAACCAAACAUGGCCGAUUUUUGGCCAAAGACAAACUGAAAAGGUUUCAGAGCUGUAGCAGAGAAGAAAGGAUGUAAAUAGAUGUACAGUUACUGUCCAAAACCUCCAUGUCUCCCUCUGGUUGGGUCGCCUAACCACUCCUCCACACUACUGACCACUACACUAUACCACCCUAUAGUGUGGAUGGACUACUAUGUCAAAAAAACAAGGAGUCGCCUCGAAACUAAAACUCUACUCUUUAAAGAUUGGACUGAAUCUUUGUCUCAGUAGCGAAUUGAUGUAGCAAUAAAUACAAGAGGCGGGUGCUUCCACUGAGAAAUGACUCUGGUGGAACAUGAGGUUUUACAUCAGAGUUUUUCCUUCACCUGUAGAUGGUGAGUGGGUGAAUUGCAGAGAGAGGACCUGCAGAAAAAGAGGGGCAGCUUAUCUUUUUCUUUUUCACCAAUGGAUCCUUCUCUCCCAGCCCACAAUUCCAUCUACCCAGCAUUGGCAUAUUUCUACAGCUCUGUUACUUUUUCAAGCAGUGUGUGUGUGUGUGUGUGUGUGUGUGUGUGUGUGUGUGUGUGUGUGCUUGUGUGUGUUUUUUUCUCGCUCUGAUUAACAAGUCAAAGCUGUAAAUGUGGGAAAAAAAGUAAAACUAGAAAAAGGACCAGCUCUAAUGAGUAGAACGUAGAAACUUAACAAUAUCCAGUUGUGAACUUUUAAUUUCUAUAACAAUAACUAAUUCUGAUUCUCUCUCUCUCUGCUAAACCUUACGUAUUUUUGGAGCUUCUUGGCGCUGCUGGAGACCGAUGUAGAUAAGAUUCCUCUCCGACUUGUCUUUAACCUUAUGCACAAUCGUCACUAGUCACAGACGAGUCCUGUUGCUCUCUGACAAGUCUAAGUGUCCUCAGUCUCUGGCCGUCUCUUCAGGGCUCGGCGUCCCGACGCUUCAAAAACAAAAAGGGCCGAUCCCCCGUGGCAGGUCUGACCAAAAAAACUAAAAACUACCAGACUCAAAAGAAAACAAACAAAAAAAACUUGCAUACGAAAGAAGCUACUUGUCACUAAAAGUGAAUCUAGCCAGUGUAGUCUAUAUUUCUUGUAUUAAAUUUUGUAUUAUAUUUUCCUAAAUGUGCUCUUGUAAUGAAAAGACAAAAAAGAGUUGAGUAUAUCUAUCUAUAAAUAUAUAUAUAUAUAUGUUUGUGUGAAUGUGUGUGUGUGUGUGAUGUGUGUGUGUGUGUGAAAGAGAGAGAGAUAGACAGACAGGGGGCUAGGCUUGUUGAAGGGAGAGUGGGGGCAGGGGAGCUGAUACACUGGCCCCCCUCCCUUGGUUGACUCUCCUGCUGUCGUUCUGUGCCUUGGUGAGCCUCCCUCAUUCCCAGCCCACCCCCAGCCCCCCCCCCCACCUCCCCAACCUGCAGUCCCUGCUCAGGUCACACUCCCCUCCUCUUUAUCUCGUCCUCCCUCUUCUUCCUCCUCCUCUGGCGGGGCUGAAAUGCCAAAACACUUCCAUGAGCAUGGGGCAAGUGAAGAGAAGGCCGCAUUACGAAUAAAGACAUAAAUAAAAAGCCCCUCCAGUCUCUACUGAGUAGCCGCUGUUGUAUGACAUCCUGUCCAGGCACUACCCCCACACACCUCUUGACGCCCAAUCAUCUGCCAGUGUCGCCACUGUCACUGAAAAAAAAACAACAACCACACACUGGUAAUCUCCCAUGGCAGCUUCCAGUCGCCCCCGAAUGGUCAUCAACAGGGUUCAAAACUUUUGGGCUUGAGGCCUGUGUGUCUAUUUUUUUUUUCUUUUCGUUAUUUUACUAUUAUUGUAUGUUGAUUACUGUGUGUUUGUUCAGUGGGAGUCCCUGGGAGAUGAGCGAUAAAAAGAAUAAUCCAAUCGAUGGCAGCUUAAGGUGUUAUCCUCAACGCUCCCAGUGGUCCAUCCCCAGAAUAGUGUUACCCAUUGAUCAGGGGACCUCUUGAGACACAGCAAUAUUACCAUCUUGUGCUUUCUGAGGGAGGGGGGGUGGGGGGCGGGCAGGGGUUAUUAAGACAAGCAGGUGGUUUUGCUUUUGACUCUGUGGUGCAUUUGUUUCGGUGACCAACUCUUUAUUUUGUUUUGAUGAAUUUUACAUCCUAUCUGCACUCUCUCCACUCACUGCAGCAGGGCAAAAAAUUAACGAGAGAAGGAAAAAAACGAAACCCUUUUCUUUUGGGAAAGGUCGUUUUUCUCUUCGUCAUCAAGAGUUUACAUUCAUGUCCAAGAAUUUUUACAUGACUGUUUGUAGCAUAAAUGUCCUUCUAUUUGUUGGUCAAAUGAACAACUGAGUAAACCAUAUUAAUGGCAUAUGAUUAUUCUCUUGCACAGAACCUCCCAGUGAGAAAGAUGAAUGGGAUGAGCUGAGGGCCAAAUAUGAGAUUAUUCAUUUUUCAGUGGCAUCAUUGACAAAAUGUACUUAGCACCCACUCAACAUGAGUGUGUCAUGGUGGUUAAACAUUUAGUUUGAAUGCUGGACAGGUGGCGUUAAUGGAAAUUCUUUAGAUAUAAAUAAAUGUGCCUUUGAAAACGUUUCCUUAGAAGAAACAGAGAAAGCGGAGAUUGUACCAAUUAAUGAGGACUGUAUGAUCAGUCACAGUUGCUCUUAUUUUUAACCCUAACAGAAGAUGUUACUGCUUCUUUUCUCAAAACAAAAGUUAAGGCUUGUGUCAAAAGAGUUGACAGGAAUCCUCAUUGAACUCUGAACAAAAGAAAGAUCAAAGCAGAACUUCAACACAGAGACGGGUUCAGUUUUACAGACUUCAGAGAUAGGGGCAGACCAGGUUUGAUGUUUUCUUUCUUUUGCUGUUGCACAGAGAUUUACUUCAGUGUGUUUUUUUUUUUUCUUCCCUUUUUUCUCAAAAGAGCACCAAAGCACAGCAUGAUGUUUGGGGAAGUCAGAAUGCAGAGACAGAGGGAAACAGGGUGGCUGGGUUGUGGGAUGAAAUCGGGGUGAAGCAGAGAUCGUCAGAGUCUGUGCAGAGAAGCUCCGGCAAGUCAGAAAGGCAGCAAGGUUCGACGCCCUCGCAUCCCAGAGCCCGUUGAGCAAUGGUGCUUUUUAAGAAAUUUUAUUCCUGCCAAAUGAAUAGUCACUUUUUCCGUGCUGAAUGAUUAGUAAAGAGUUUAUGUAAUUCCAGCAGAAUAGCUUUAACUACUUGUAGACUUUAGGUCAGCUUUGCGCUUCCGGGACCUGGACCCCAGCCUUUAUGUAUUUUCUUCUUGUUAUGUAUUGAGUGACGCUCGCUCCACAGGAAGCGCUGCAUCAACAUUUCGGUUCAUCUCUUCCUCCUGCUCUCGAGGAGCGAGAGGUGGCUGGGAUUCAGUGGAGAAGAGGACGGUGGGAGUUUGCUCAGGCUGACAUACUGUGCAGAGUAGGGAGAGUUCUGUGCCAGAGACCUGUGAAUAUGUUCCUUUUAGCGAAUGUGUAACAUUCGCUAAGAAGAUGUUAUAUAAGUUCCUUUUGUUUUGUUUUGUGCGUGCGAGUGCGUGUACACGAGUACCUGGUGCUGGCUAUGUUUAGCAAACACUUGAAGGUAUUGUGCAUUCUCUCAUUGUAAUAUAAUUAAAAUGUUUUAUACGUAAA
Molecule: messenger RNA, 5733 nt
Organism: Hippoglossus stenolepis (Pacific halibut)
Lineage: Eukaryota; Metazoa; Chordata; Actinopteri; Pleuronectiformes; Pleuronectidae
Gene: mxd4
Product: MAX dimerization protein 4
Exons: 6
Coding region: 173-805 (210 amino acids)
Biological process (GO): regulation of transcription by RNA polymerase II
Molecular function (GO): protein dimerization activity; RNA polymerase II cis-regulatory region sequence-specific DNA binding; DNA-binding transcription factor activity, RNA polymerase II-specific
Source: RefSeq, a predicted model, not a curated record